AUGUAUGGUCAUCAUGGAUACCCAAUGCAUGCACAUCAACAACAAAUGGUUAAUCCAACUUUAGCCAUAGUGGAUAAUAAAAUGCAUACUCUAUCAACUUUUCUUAAUUAUAUUAGAGCUUAUAGAGAUCCACUAAGAAUAAGUAAAGAUUUAAAAGAAACAUUUCAUUUAUUCCCAAAUUUAUCACCGUUUUAUGAAAAUAUACCAAAUAGAGUUAAUUUAAUAUGUAUAAAAGGUACAAUUCCAAUUUGUUUUAAAGGUAUUAAUUAUUAUUUACCAAUUAUAGUUUGGGUACCAUUAAACUAUCCACAAGAAUUCCCAACAAUGGUUUUAGAUCCAACACCAGAGAUGAGGAUUGUAAAAAAUCAUCACCAUGUAAAUUUACAGGGAUUAGUUUAUCAUCCAUAUAUAUCAAGUUGGAGUUCCAAUUCAACGAUGGAGACAAGAGUAUCACAACAACAACAACCACAACCACCACAAAAUAAUAUAUCACCACCACCUUAUGGUUCAUCACCAACCAAUAAUAAUGUGGCAGCACAACAACAACAACCACCACCACCAUAUGGUUCAUCACCAAGUACUUCAAAUUCCUCAUCAUAUACACAACCACCACCAUCGUACGAUUCAAUUAAAAAUAAAACUAAUAAUACAUCAUCUUUACCCCCACCAAAACAACCACAAACAUCACCACCCCCACCACCAACUCAACAACAACAACAACAACAAAAUAAUAAUAUAAUACCACCACCACAACAACCAUCACCACCACCAGCAUAUACAGAACCAACAGCAGCAAAACAGCAACAACAACAAACAUCACCAUCAGUUAAACCAUUACCACCUUUACCACCACAACCAGUUAUUGAUAAAAAAAGUGAAAUGGUUGAUCAAUGUACAAUUAAAUUGCAAGAAUUAUUAUCGAAAUUUUAUGACACUACAUCAUUAGAGAUUAAGGAUUUCGAAGCUCAUAACAAAUCAUUGGAAGAGUUAUCAAAGAAAAAAUUACUUGAGAAGGAGGAGUUAUCGAAUCAAUUGGCAACUUACAAUAGUCAAAUCGAUCAAUUGAAUGAAAACAUUGAACAAUUGGAGAAAUGGAUAAACGAAAAUGAUAAAUCAGAUUCAAAUAUUGAUAUCGAUCAAAUAUUGGGUCCUAAAGAUUCACUCUCAAAACAAUUGUUAAAAUUGGUCUCUGAUGAUUCAACCAUCGAAGAUUUACUCUACUACUUAGAUAAAGCAUUACAUUCAAAUAGAAUAUCUUUGGAAGAAUACCUUAAAAAUGUUAGAUCACUAAGUAGAGAUCAAUUCAUUAUUAGAGCAACAGUUAAAAAAGUUCAAUUUAUAAUUAGACAAAAUCAACAACAACUACAACAACAACAACAACAACAAAAUUCACCACAACGUCAACAAUACAAUCAACAACAAUAUUUUUCUAAAUAA
This is a messenger RNA of Dictyostelium discoideum AX4, 1437 nucleotides long. It is a transcript of the gene tsg101, whose product is annotated as tumor susceptibility gene 101 protein. The coding region runs from base 1 to 1437 and encodes 478 amino acids. Gene Ontology annotation, cellular component: membrane; late endosome membrane; cytoplasm. The transcript is spliced from 3 exons. Gene Ontology annotation, biological process: protein transport. The record is from RefSeq and is a predicted model, not a curated record. Lineage: Eukaryota; Evosea; Eumycetozoa; Dictyosteliales; Dictyosteliaceae.